Magnolia sinica is the source of this 3182-nucleotide messenger RNA. Its product is annotated as chaperone protein ClpB3, chloroplastic-like. The transcript has 10 exons. Gene Ontology annotation, biological process: protein refolding; cellular response to heat. Lineage: Eukaryota; Viridiplantae; Streptophyta; Magnoliopsida; Magnoliales; Magnoliaceae. Gene Ontology annotation, cellular component: cytoplasm. The record is from RefSeq and is a predicted model, not a curated record. Gene Ontology annotation, molecular function: ATP binding; ATP hydrolysis activity. Bases 96 to 3023 code for a protein of 975 amino acids.
AAAAAAGCGUCAAAAAAAUAAAAAAUAAAAUAAAAUCUAAGGUAGAAGAAAGAGGGAAGAAGAAGAGCAAGAAAGAAAAGAAAAAGGAAAUUAAAAUGGCAGCGGCCAUUUCCGUCAACCACAUUCAUUUUCCGCUGAGGUCGAGCAACUGCAGCAGCAGCAGAAACACUUCUCCUCGCUUAUCCUUUCUCGGCCUGAAACCUACACACUGUAAAACCCUAAAGAUCCUGAAAUCAUCGCAGACUGAUGCCUUUCUUCCGAGAGGGAGGGCGAGGUCCCAAAAGAAUCCUCGCUCCUUCGUCAUUCGAUGCGAAGCUACCGGGAAUGGAAGGAUAACUCAACAAGAAUUUACAGAGAUGGCUUGGCAAGCGAUCGUUUCCUCACCAGAAGUGGCAAAAGAGAGUAAGCAUCAGAUUGUGGAGACGGAACAUCUGAUGAAGGCACUGUUGGAGCAGAAGAACGGGCUGGCUCGUCGUAUAUUUUCCAAGGCAGGAAUUGAUAAUACUCGUCUCCUUGAAUCAACGGAUAAGUUCAUUCAGCGGCAACCAAAGGUUCUAGGGGAAACAGCUGGUUCCAUGUUAGGCCGAGACUUGGAAGCUCUGAUUCAGCGGUCAAGGGAUUACAAGAAAGAGUAUGGUGAUUCGUUUGUGUCAGUUGAACAUCUAGUUCUUGGUUUUGCACAAGAUCGGCGAUUUGGACAGCAACUAUUUAAAGAUUUCCAAAUUUCUCUCAAGACUCUUACAUCUGCCAUUCAAGCUAUAAGAGGACGCCAAACAGUUAUUGACCAAGAUCCUGAGGGGAAAUAUGAGGCCUUAGAUAAAUAUGGGAAGGAUUUAACAGCUAUGGCACGAGCAGGGAAACUUGAUCCUGUUAUAGGGAGGGAUGAUGAAAUACGACGAUGCAUACAAAUUCUUUCGAGGAGAACAAAGAACAAUCCUGUGCUAAUUGGUGAGCCGGGGGUUGGUAAAACUGCGAUUUCCGAAGGUCUUGCCCAAAGAAUUGUCCAAGGGGAUGUGCCUCAAGCUUUGAUGAACCGCAAGUUGAUUUCCCUUGACAUGGGUGCUCUAAUUGCGGGGGCGAAAUUUCGGGGAGAGUUCGAGGAUAGACUAAAAGCUGUACUGAAGGAAGUGACUGAAUCUGAUGGGCAGAUAAUCCUCUUCAUUGAUGAGAUCCACACUGUUGUUGGGGCAGGUGCCACAAAUGGCGCCAUGGAUGCAGGCAAUCUGUUGAAACCAAUGCUUGGUCGCGGAGAGCUGCGAUGUAUUGGUGCAACUACCCUUGAUGAAUACCGCAAAUAUAUUGAAAAAGAUCCAGCCCUUGAGCGUCGUUUCCAGCAAGUUUAUGUUGAUCAACCUACAGUAGAAGAUACAAUCUCAAUAUUACGUGGGUUGCGUGAAAGAUAUGAGCUGCAUCAUGGGGUACGCAUUUCUGACAGCGCACUUGUUGAGGCUGCAAUUCUUUCAGACCGUUACAUCAGUGGUCGCUUUUUGCCUGAUAAAGCAAUCGAUCUAGUUGACGAGGCAGCUGCAAAACUGAAGAUGGAGAUAACUUCCAAACCAACUGCUUUGGAUGAAAUUAACCGUUCUGUAUUGAAGCUAGAGAUGGAGCGUUUAUCUCUUACUCAUGAUACAGAUAAAGCUUCAAAAGAUAGGUUGAGUCGCUUGGAAGCGGAGCUGGCUAUCUUGAAAGAAAAGCAAGCUGAGCUGACUGAGCAGUGGGAGCACGAGAAAUCUGUAAUGACACGCAUUCAGUCUGUCAAGGAAGAGAUUGACAGGGUAAAUCUAGAGAUUCAGCAGGCAGAACGUGACUACGACCUUAAUCGUGCUGCGGAAUUGAAGUAUGGGAGCCUUAUGUCUUUGCAACGCCAACUAGAAGCUGCAGAAAAGGAGUUGGAUGAAUAUCAAAGAUCUGGGAAGUCCAUGCUAAGAGAAGAAGUUACAGGUGAUGACAUUGCUGAAAUAGUCAGCAAGUGGACGGGCAUUCCUGUUUCAAAGCUGAAACAGUCAGAAAGAGAGAAGCUGUUACAUUUGGAAGAAGAGCUGCAUAAACGUGUUGUGGGUCAGGACCAAGCUGUAAAAUCCGUAGCAGAGGCCAUACAGCGAUCCAGGGCUGGUCUCUCUGAUCCACAUCGUCCUAUUGCUAGUUUCAUGUUCAUGGGUCCAACAGGAGUUGGCAAGACGGAGCUUGCCAAGGCGCUUGCUUCUUACAUGUUCAACACUGAAGAAGCUCUUGUGCGGAUUGACAUGAGUGAGUACAUGGAAAAGCAUGCUGUUUCCAGAUUGAUUGGAGCUCCACCUGGCUAUGUAGGCUAUGAGGAAGGUGGGCAGCUUACAGAGACUGUCCGUAGGAGGCCAUAUUGUGUUAUCUUGUUUGAUGAGAUUGAGAAAGCUCAUUCCGAUGUGUUCAACGUAUUUCUUCAGAUUCUGGAUGAUGGCAGGGUGACUGAUUCUCAAGGCCGUACAGUAAGCUUCACCAAUACUGUUAUCAUCAUGACAUCGAAUGUGGGUUCCCAAUACAUUCUCAACACAGAUGAUGAAACUUCGUCGAAGGAUUCAAAUUACGAAAUGAUUAAGCAGAGGGUACUGGAAGCUGCCAGAUCAAUAUUCCGUCCCGAGUUUAUGAAUCGUGUCGAUGAAUAUAUAGUUUUCCAGCCUUUAGACCGGGAGCAGAUAAACAGUAUCGUGAGGUUGCAGUUGGAACGAGUACAGCAAAGGGUUGCAGAUCGGAAGAUCAGAAUUCAAGUGACUGAUGCUGCGGUUGAGUUGUUGGGAAGUCUUGGGUAUGACCCCAACUAUGGCGCCAGGCCAGUGAAACGUGUAAUCCAGCAGAACGUUGAGAAUGAGCUGGCGAAGGGUAUUUUGAGAGGAGAGUUCAAGGAUGAGGACACUAUCUUAAUUGAUACGGAGGUUACAGCAUUCUCCAAUGGCCAGCUCCCCCAACAGAAGCUGGUAUUUAGGAAGUUGUAUUCAGGUUUGGAUACACCAGUGCAAGAAACCCGGGUAGAUUUCUCACCGAGCCACUGAUGUUUUUAAUUUCUCCCCAAUAUAGGUUCUGUAUAAAGCACUGUUAAAAGGUUCCUGCAUGAGGGAAAUAGCCAAACAUCAUCUUUGUAUGCCAUGUUGUUUCUCUACAUCAAAUCUGAAAAGAAGAAAAUGAGAAAGAAAAUACCAAGUUCUUGUUUU